This is a messenger RNA of Ectocarpus siliculosus, 5215 nucleotides long. The record is from the annotation of a GenBank genome assembly. Lineage: Eukaryota; Phaeophyceae; Ectocarpales; Ectocarpaceae.
AUGAUCAGUGAGAAGGUGGUUCUAAACUGGUUCUGGGGUGAUGUCCAGCGAGAGCUCUCUGUGGGUGGAGGCGUGGUUCAGCCUGCGAGAACCUGGGGUUUGCACGCGGCCUGUCUUCUUGUCAAGGAGCUGGAGGUGGAGAGCAACCCUACGCAGUACUCGGAGGUGCAAGACAUGGUCCGGUACCUGUCCGGCGUGACGGAGUUGCUGGAGGCACAUUUCCUUGGCUCUUGGACCCCACCGGAAGUGCAUGGGUCGAAACGUUCGUCAUCGUCUCCCUCGUCCUCCGGCGGGUUGCUAAAGGAAGGGCAGGCGGUGUCUGCCCAAGUACCUGGGCUGGCGUCUGUGCUAGCCAAACUGCUGUGCACCGUCCUUCCGGCGCUACAGGCGCUUCAGCCGUCGCGGGAGCUGGUAAGACGCAUGACGGCGAUGUGGGGUGUUCUGAGGCAUCACGACGACUCUAGGGUCAAGCUCGGGUGUUUGGAGGUUGUGGAGUUGCUGGCCAUGUUCGCCCCGGGCGAUAUUCCAGACGCGUUGCCGGAGAUCAUGCCCUUCGUACAGGGGGUUCUCCGCGAUGGUGUUGGGGGCACUUCCCCGGAGUGCCUGUCGCGUGCGGCGAUGUGCGUCAAGCUCAUCGCGGCUAGGACGUCGGGGGCGGUGGAGAGCUACCGACCUGAGCUGGAGCUGUACAGCUGCUUGGAGAGUGUGCUGGGGUCUCUCACUUGGGAGGGGGCUCCUACCUGGCGCGGUGUGGUCGUUAGCCGAGACGUCGAGAAGCACUUCGGUGGCAGGGUGGAAGCGGCCAGACAGCUGGAAGUGGCUAUCGACACCGUGGCGACCGUGGAUCAGGAUGACUACCGUCCUCUCCACUGGCUUCUCUUCGGCAAGGCUCUCGUCGUCGGAACGGGACACGUGCAGCACCCGCUUUCCCCUCGACGGGGAAGCCAUCCCGCGUCGGCUGCGGGAAUGGGCGGCGGCGGCGGCGGGGGCGAGGACGAGGAGGAACACGGGGAAGACGGCCGAAGUGACUUCGGCAAGAGGAGCAACGCGGCGAACAGGAACAGCUGGUCGGAGGUGGUGCAGGGGGCGAGGAACGGCCUCGCGAGGUUCGCUUCCCCCCUCGCGAGCUCGAGGUGGCAGGUCAAAAGAACGGCCGUGCGCGGGUGCGUGAUGGUGCUGUCGGCCCUCCAGAACGGCUCGUCUCAAGCUGCCGACGAAAGAGUCGGUUGUCUCGACGUCAAUAAAGCCCGCAGAGUCGUCACCCGUGCCGUCAGAAUGCUACCGGCAGAGUUCAACGGCAAGGAUGGUGCUGGUCCCUCCUGUGAGUCCGCGGCGCUGACUGCUCCGCAACGGCCCUUCUGGGCACAAGUCCCGGCCCUGCUGUGUCUCUACCUGGAAGACCUGGUGACGCUGGCGUGUGCUGCGGCUACUGCUUCGACUGAUGACAGCGAGCUGCUUGAGCUGCAAGAGGCUGGCGUGAUGAUGCUCACGGAAGUCGCCAGGACAUUUGCUCAGGUCCCCGACUCCGAUGAGGACGAGCUUGGCCUAGUGGUCGUCUUGGGUAAGAGCGUUCGGGCGCCGACUCUAGCGCUGGAGCUGUCUAUCUCGCAGAUCACGGGCGCCGCUAGGCCUGCCCUAGGUUGCAAGGUGUCUCCGCGGCUGGCCCAGCGUGGCUGCGAGCUGGUGGUCACGCUUGUCCGAGAGGACCAGGCGGGCUCCUUGUCCCAGGCGGAGGCGGAGGCUUUGAGGCUGAAGGAGGCCGUGGAGGCUAGCUACCGCCCCGCGGUGUCCGCCGUGUACGGGAUGCACGUCCCCCUGGCGGAGAGGGCGGCAAGGCUGCAGUGCCUGGCGGCGCUCCGGCUGGUCGCCGGAGGGGAAGACGAGGCUUCGUUCGGAGGCGGGAGCGGCUCGGGGGCCGUGAUUCCGGAUUCGGUCCGGAGGGGGCUAAUGGACGCUUUGAAAGAGCACCUCAAGGUGCUGGGACUGCACUGGCUUGCCAACGUCAAGGAUGCGGUAAGGCUAAACCAGGGGGAUGCUUGCGGUCUUUGGCCACGUGCCGGCAAGUUGAACAUCGGUGCAGGCCUGACGUACCCUCCGGGGGUGAAACCGUCACUGGCGAAGGGCCCACUGAAGGGGAGGUGGCCCGUAAUGGCUGCUGCGGCCGCGGCAGAACUCGCCAGGGAAGGGGGCGGCGAUGACGCCGAGGCAGCGCCGUUUUUGCUGUCGGUGUGUGUGUGCGGGCUCCUGGCGGCUGAAGAAGGGCUAGUCCGACGGCGACUGGGGGGGACAUCCCGGCGACACGGGCGGUCUUUCCUAGGGUCACCCGGCAACGAGUUUGCGAACGGCUCGCGAGGAGUGACCGGGGGCGGCAGCCUUGCUGGUGGUGGGGACAAUGACGAGGACGAGGAGGAGCAAGACGAGGGGCUGAUGGCGGAGGAUGCUUCGCUCAUGUUCCUGACGGCUAUAAGGUGCCUAUUUUCGAGACCAGAGCUACUGGGAAGCCCCUCGCCGACCGAUAACUCGAAAACGCCAUCGAUUCAGGAGAUCGGUCCCGAGAACGGUGCGGGCAUGGGAGAGGUCGACGUUGGCAGCCCAUCCGAGAGCCCUGACAGUGGUAGUGCUAUCGGUGUCCCUGUGUCGAUGGUCGUACGCGCCGUCAGGACACUUUCAUCACCCCCGUUCUUGCAGCGCGUGGGGGAUUCGGAGGCUGGUAGUGUCAAAGAAGGAAGAAGGGAUGAGGAUGAUAAGUGUCCUCUCAGACUCCAGCUCGCUGCCAUCUCGGCUCUGGGAGAACUUUUGUCUUCGAAGGGGGGUGAGUAUGUGAUGAGAGCCACGGCAGCGACGACGGCUGCUGGACGGGACGGGAAUUCGAAAACGCAGGAGGCCGAGGAGGAGGCGGGCGAGAGUGAUGCGGAGCCGUUUGCACUAUGGGAAGCUCUUAUGGGAGGUGUUGUUGGUGGCGUUAACGCCAACAUUCCGGCAGCGUUUGACCUGCCGCUACCUCCGGGAGAAGAAACGGGUAACACAGAACCCAACUCUCUCUCCGCGGCAUCAUCUACACCCGCUCAAAUCGGCGGAGCUACGUUUACCGCCGAAUUUCCUUCGGACGAUAGCAGGAGCAACGGCGCUCCCGGGAUGGUCUCGAACCCCCCUGUGAGUGCUGGUGCGGACGGUGCGGCGGCGAAUGCGGCGGCGAAGGCCUUCGCGGCAGAGGUUGACAAGAGUAAAAGCUCCUCGGCGGGCGAGGAAGCGACGGUGAUGGUGUCCGCGGCUCUCCUCCCGCUCCUGGCCCGCCUUGUUCCUCUCUGUCCGCUCCCCAGACUCUCGAGCACGCUCCCCUCGCUCCUCCUGCUUUCCGUGAGACUUCUCGGAGCGGAAUCGGGCAGGGUGCUUGGGGUUGCUGCUGGGUCUGCCGCGGCAGCAGGGAUGGGCUCCGCAACGGGUGGUGGUGGUGGUGGGGACGCCGCUAAGGGGCUGUCCUCAACACCAGAAGCGAAAGCCGCCGUCGACUUUGUGCGGUCUUCCGUGCGCGAGGUGUGGCGCCACGGGAAUGUCCAGCAGCGGCAAGAAGCUGGUCCCGGUGAAGUUGCUCGUGCUCCCGGACCGCCCCAGGGCGAUGUUGAGGGCGCGGAAGCAGUGGUUAGUGCGGGGAGAGGGGCUGCCGUCCCCGAAACUGGAAGCGUUUCGACUGCGCCCGGGCCUGAUGAAGGCGCCGAAAUCGUGGAGGGUAGCGGGGUCGUGGCAAAUGAUGAGGACGGCGACAAUGACGACGACGAUUGGGGGGACGACGAUUUCCAAGGGGCUGAGGGCGACUUCCAGGGGGCCGAGGGCGAGCUGCAGGAGGGCUCUUCUCCUCCCGCGGCAGAGGCGGCGGCAAAAUCAGGCGAGGUCGGGGUACGAAGCGAUGAAUGCUCUGGGGAAGGGAAGGAGGAAAGUGAGACUUGGCAAGAAGAGGCACCGGUGGUACAGCACAAGGACGACGCACCGUCGAGUAACAAGGACGGUGAGGAAGAUGGGUAUGCCUCUGCUGCGGAAGACGGGGCCGACCGGUCUGCGCACAACGAUACGGAGGACGAAACCGAGGGCGAGGCGAAUGAGGCCAAGGAGGUUCUUCAAGAGCCAGCAGAUCCGGAUGAUGUCGGUAAUGACGAAGGCAGCCAGGAAACCUCAGCAGCAGCCGAUGCACCCGUCGCCUCCGCCGCCGCCGCCGCCGCAGCAGCAGCGACGACCCGCGCGGAGAGCGCAGACGCGCCUGCUUGUGUAGACUCCCAGGACGAUGGUGCCACCACACCAGAGAACGGGAGCACAGAAGACGUCCCCGUCGCCUCGCCGCCACCUGCCGUGCCGGAUGCCCUGAAUUUGCUUCUAGGCGCGGGCCGGGCCGUGAACGGACUCUUGGCCUUCCUCCUGGGUGGAGAAGGGGCAACGACAGAAAGGGCGGCCGCGAUCGGCGCAGCCGCGGAAGCUUGGGGCGCGGUCGCCCUGACGAUCCCCCAGGAAGCAGACGGUCUCGCGGGGCCGCUGCGCGAGGCGCUGACUUCCUCCACGGAGAAGUGCUCGGUUUCCACCCGGCUUGCGUUGCUGCAUGCUGUCAUCGUCACUGUCAAGGCGGCGGCCGGUGAGGACGACGGAGCUGCGGCGGGGCAGGCGGAGGCGGACGGGGGCGCGUAUCGCAAAGCGGCGGCUACAGCGUUGAUGCGGUUGCUUGCGCCGCACGCGUUGGCCGGCUUGCGGCUCGAGGUGGAUCGCGCAGCAGCAGUGGCGGCGGCGGCGGGAGGGGGCAACGUCGGCGGUGUGGCGGACGAGGAACCGCGGGAAGCAUGCUUGUUGGAGGGCGUGCACCUCGCCCAGCUCGCGUUCAAGGCGGCGCCGCAAGCAAGCCACGGCCCCCUUCUCGGCCUUUUGCUGCCCCUUUACGCUUCCGCCCUGGCUCUCAACCUGCCGAUGCUGGGUGCCACCAUCGGCCAAGCUUUACUGCUCGUCGCAAGGUCGUCUGCAGGAGCCUUCAAGGAGGCUGUAGCUUACGUUGCCACGGGGGAACGCCAGGCACUAGAAGGCGCUGUGCGCGCCGCAAUGAUGGGGCGAGGGGCUCCAGUGGCGGGAGGCGACGCGGGCGGGAGAGGCGGGGGUAGCGGCUCUCGAAUGUCUGGUAGAAAGCUAGACCUCAGCCAAUACAGCACGAGGGGCUAGGGCGGUGUCUGUGGUGUUUGUAGGC